CGGACACCCCGAUUGCUCCUGUAUACUCCUCGUCAUUAAUUUCAUCGCCAACUUUGAUUCGGCUUGCAAUGUCAUCUCAAUCAGAACAGCAGUCGCCAGAGCAGGCCCAUCCCAAUUCCUGGGGAAAUGUGGAACGCAAAUUCAGCAAUAAAACUGCAAGCGAGUACUUUGAUCCUUGUCAGGAUUUUGCAGACCGUAGUCUGAAAUGUAUGAAACGGAAUGCCUACGACCGGGAGAUGUGUCACGAUUAUUUCCAAGCCUAUCGUGACUGUAAAAAGCAGUGGUUGACGCAAAAGAAGCUUGCUGGGUCUCCGGCCGCAAAGCAAUAGUCAUGCUUGUGGCAAGGCUACCAGUUAUAUUGUGAGCAUUUAAAUGGAUUACACAAAGCCAAUGCUGAUGACCUGCGAGCCAAAGUACUCAACAUCACCAUGGAACAUGGAUCAUGGUCACUUUUCUAGUCCACCGAUCAGCAUCGAGACCAAUUGACAUAAGUUUGCAGGCAAAAACAUGUCAUUCUCGGUGGAUCCUGUUGAACUUUCAUACAGUUUACUAGUUGGCCCACGAGAUAAGCGCAUUGUCGCAUUGUGGAUCUGUUAUCCCGAGAUUGGUCGCCGCAGUCUAC
Molecule: messenger RNA, 622 nt
Organism: Aspergillus steynii IBT 23096
Lineage: Eukaryota; Fungi; Ascomycota; Eurotiomycetes; Eurotiales; Aspergillaceae
Product: cytochrome c oxidase-assembly factor cox23
Exons: 4
Coding region: 69-329 (86 amino acids)
Source: RefSeq, a predicted model, not a curated record